Messenger RNA from Botrytis fragariae, 615 nucleotides. RefSeq lists its product as uncharacterized. The transcript has a single exon. The record is from RefSeq and is a predicted model, not a curated record. Lineage: Eukaryota; Fungi; Ascomycota; Leotiomycetes; Helotiales; Sclerotiniaceae. Bases 1 to 615 code for a protein of 204 amino acids.
AUGAGUAAUAACACAUCCAAAGGGUCCAAAGUGGACAGGAGCGCAGAAGGCCAACGUCGAAGCAACUCCCGUGGACCACAACCACAAAGAUCACGCAGUGAUAAACAGGAAACAGCCCCUGUCUCAGAGAACCGUGCUACUCGCAACGAAAUGCAUAAACUGGACAAACAAUUGAAAGAUGCUAAAAAAGAUUGCGCAAAAUCUGCAGAAAUCCUACGGAAUGAUGAUAUAUGCACAGCAAAAUGCGUGAUAGCUGAUGCCAAUUGUGAAUUACAAAAAUUGGAAUUAUAUUACCAAGACAAGAAGAGGAAGUUGGUAGCCGUUAGAGAAAGUGGAGAGAAAAUCUUGCGGCCAGGCUAUGAUGGGUGGACCAAAAGACCGUCUGAGAUCAACGAUGUAUUGAAGUUAGAGAAAGAGGCACAGAAUCUCAAAAUAGAUGAUGUGAAAACCCGGGGUACUGUUGUGAACCUUACGACGAUUUUACACAAAGCUACUGGGGAAGCAAGAACUUAUAGGGAAGAAGCUGACAUCUCCAAACAUGGUAACAACUACAAGGACAAGAAAAGGUCAAUAGCAAAGCUAGAGAGAAGAUUGGAAGAGCUUAGCCGUAUAUGA